CCUUUACCUCCCCGAAAACACACAGUUAUGUGCGUCACUGUGUUUAUUUUUUAAACCCUAAACCCUUUGCCGUCCGCAAACUUUUCUCCUUACUCAGAUCAACCAGAUACUAUAAGCGAUGGAAGGGCAGAGUAAAAGGAGACCGGGGCAGCUUCCAAGCGCGAAAGAGCUAGAAGAAUUAAAGGAGCUAUUCAGACAUCAUAUCGAGUCUUUCGAUUACAUGAUCGAUGGAGGCUUAGAAAUUAUGCUUAAACGCGUCAAGCCUGUGCAAAUCAUUGAUUCUUUCUCCAACAAAACCCUUAGAAUCUGGCUGGACCAUCCUGAGGUAUAUCCACCACAAAAGGAACGGUCUUCAAAGACGUCAGUAGGAGCUUUGCAUCCAUUUGAAUGCAGACAAGCAAAAAUUUCUUAUACAGGGAGCUUGCAUAUAGAUGUUUGCUUUCAGUGGGAUGGUGGAGUUGUUAUAAGGGAAAAGGUUAAUUUUGGAGAAUUUCCUAUAAUGUUAAGGUCAAAACGUUGUUAUUUGCGCGAUGCUGAUGCCAAAAAACUGGUUGCUUGCAAAGAAGAGUCAUCUGAAAUGGGUGGUUACUUCAUUCUGAAUGGGCUUGAGAGAGUUGUCCGACUAUUGAUAUUGCCGAAAAGGAAUUAUCCGAUGAGCUUGGUACGGAAUUCAUUUCGUGAUCGUCGGGAAGGUUAUACGGAUAAAGCAGUUGUGAUAAGGUGUGUGAGAGAAGAUCUAUCUUCAGUGACAGUUAAGUUAUAUUAUCUUCAUAAUGGGAGUGCAAGACUUGGAUUCUGGAUACAGGGGAGGGAAUACAUGCUUCCUGUAGGCAUUGUACUAAAGGCUCUGAUUGACACUAGUGAUCACGAAAUUUAUACAAAAUUGACAUGCUGCUAUAAUGAGAAAAAUGGGGAAGUAAAGGGGGCUGUUGGCACUCAACUUGUUGGUGAAAGGACCAAGAUUAUUCUUGAUGAAGUCCGGCACUUGGCGCUUUUUACUCAGGAGCAGUGUCUACAGCAUAUUGGGGAACACUUCCAACCUGUUAUGGAGGGAAUGGAAAGUGAGAAUUAUUCUUCUGUUGCUGAUGCUGUGCUGAGGAAUUAUAUAUUUGUUCAUUUGAGUGACAACAAUGAUAAGUUUAAUCUAAUCAUCUUUAUGGUGCAGAAACUUUUCUCACUUAUAGAUCAAACUUCUGCACCCGAUAACUCAGAUUCCUUGCAAAAUCAGGAAGUAUUACUUCCUGGUCAUCUCAUUACCAUUUACCUUAAGGAGAAACUUGAAGAUUGGUUGCGCAAAGGAAAAAAGCUUAUUGAAGAUAUGAUUAACAACAAAGACAAAAAUUUUGAUUUCUGCAGCUUAAAAGAUGUCAAGAAGGUGAUGGACAAAAAUUCUGCAAAGCAGAUCAGUGCAGCAAUUGAGAAUUUGUUGAAAACUGGAAGAUUGAUAACACAGACAGGUUUAGAUUUACAGCAGAGGGCUGGUUUCACGGUUCAGGCAGAGAGGCUUAACUAUCUACGUUUUAUUUCGUUUUUUCGGUCUGUUCAUCGUGGGGCUUCAUUUGCUGGACUUCGUACGACCAGUGUUCGCAAGUUGCUACCUGAAUCUUGGGGUUUUCUUUGCCCGGUGCACACUCCCGAUGGGGAGCCUUGUGGAUUGCUGAACCACAUGACCUGUACUUGCCGAAUUACAUCGUACUACAACUCACAAGGAAAUAUCAGAGAUUUUUUUAAAAUAAGAAUGUCUAUUCUUGAUGUUCUAGUUGGGGUUGGAAUGACAACCUCAUGGCCCAAAGUUGAUCAUGCUGGGCCUCCUCAAGUUCUUCCCGUUCUUUUAGAUGGUUGUGUUAUUGGCUCUUUACCUUCUGGUGAAGCUGACAAAGUUGUUGCUCAUUUGCGGAGAUUGAAAGUGUCAGCUGCUUCAGUGAUUCCUGAUGACUUGGAAGUGGGAUAUGUUCCUUUGAGCUUGGGAGGCACAUAUCCUGGUUUGUUCCUGUUCACUACACCAUCUAGAUUUAUUCGGCCGGUCAGAAACAUUUCUAUCCCUUCUGUGGAUGGGAAGGAUAUUGAACUUAUUGGGCCAUUUGAACAGGUUUUCAUGGAAAUAAAAUGUCCAGAUGGUGGGAAUGGAGGAAGAAGUAAUAGUUUUCCUGCAACUCAUGAAGAACUUACUCCAACUGCAAUGCUUAGUGUGGUUGCUAAUCUUACACCUUGGUCAGAUCAUAAUCAAAGUCCACGUAACAUGUACCAGUGCCAGAUGGCAAAACAAACAAUGGCAUUUUCUUUACAAGCAAUUCAGUCACGUGCAGAUCAAAAGCUGUAUCAUCUUCAGACUCCUCAAACUCCAAUCGUGCGCACAAAAACAUAUACGAAGUACUGCAUGGAUAAUUAUCCUUCGGGAACUAAUGCAAUAGUAGCGGUUCUGGCAUAUACAGGAUAUGAUAUGGAGGAUGCCAUGAUUUUGAAUAAGUCAUCCGUGGAACGUGGGAUGUGUCAUGGACAAAUAUAUCAGACGGAAACUAUUGACUUGUGUGACAGUAAGAGCAAGUCAGAUCGAGGUCAAAGAAUUUUUAAAAGAGAACAUUCAGAUAAGUCAAUAUCUUCUUUUGUUGAUUCAGAUGGACUUCCAUAUGUUGGUCAGGUGAUACAUCCAAAUGCACCUUACUGUAGUACCAUUAAUCAGGUGACAAAUUCAAAGAAAAUCUUCAACCGUAAGGGUUCAGAAACAGCAAUUGUUGACUAUGUCACAGUUGAUACAAAAAACAAGAAGCAUCUUCAGAAGGUUAAUAUUCGUUUUCGACAUCCAAGAAACCCUGUCAUUGGUGAUAAAUUUAGCAGCAGACAUGGCCAGAAAGGUGUUUGCUCUCAGUUGUGGGCAGAUAUUGAUAUGCCGUUCUCUGGAGUUACAGGAAUGCGCCCUGAUCUUAUAAUCAAUCCUCAUGCAUUUCCUUCAAGAAUGACAAUUGCAAUGCUUUUGGAAUCUGUUGCUGCUAAGGGAGGAAGCUUACAUGGGAAAUUUGUGGAUGCAACACCAUUUUCUGAUGCAGUCAAGGGAGCUAAUGGAAAGACUGAGACGGAGUCUGAUUCUCUUGUUGAUGAACUUGGUUCCAUGUUAAGGGAUCGUGGGUUUAAUUACCAUGGAGUAGAGGUAUUAUACAGUGGGGUUUAUGGAACAGAACUAACAUGUGAGAUAUUUAUUGGCCCUGUUUAUUAUCAGCGACUUAGACACAUGGUUUCAGACAAAUAUCAGGUUCGUGCCACCGGACAAGUUGAUCAAAUUACUCGACAGCCGAUCAAAGGAAGAAAGCGUGGUGGAGGUGUACGUUUCGGAGAGAUGGAACGAGAUGCUAUGCUUGCUCAUGGGGCUGCAUAUUUGUUGCAUGAUAGGCUCCAUACAUGUUCUGAUUAUCACAUUGCUGAUGUCUGCUCUCUGUGUGGAAGCAUCCUUACCACAGCAAUUGUCCAGCCGCCAAAGCGUGUAGUUAGAGAGAUCGGUGGAUUGCCUCCUGCAAAGGCUCCAAAGAAGGUUACAUGCCAUGCUUGCCAGACAAGCAAAGGGAUGGAGACUGUUGCAAUGCCAUAUGUUUUUAGAUAUUUGGCAGCCGAGUUGGCAGCUAUGAACAUAAAAAUGACUAUACAGCUCAGUAGUGGAGCUGGAGCUUGAUGGCUAAAUCCUGUUUAUCAGGGAAUUGAGAAUGUUUCUUUGGCUGUUUGAUCCUUCGAGGGAAGUUGGACAAAGAGACGAACAUGGUCGCCGAUUAAGGAACCCCGAGUUUAAGGAUCGGAUGCCGAUUGAUAUCUAUUGUUAGAUCUUACUCCUUUCUCGCAAAACUGGGCUUGAAAUAUAAUUGAGUUUUAUAUAUUUUGAGAUGAUCCUUAUAUAAAUCUUAUUUAUUCAUAAAGAAGAGAUUAAUGGAGUUAAUAUGUAUGUUGUACUUGAGUUUGUUAUAAAUUUUGUCAGAAUUAAUUAUUAACCAAUUCUAUGAUUCAUAUU
Messenger RNA from Durio zibethinus, 3991 nucleotides. It is a transcript of the gene NRPA2, whose product is annotated as nuclear RNA polymerase A2. The record is from RefSeq and is a predicted model, not a curated record. Lineage: Eukaryota; Viridiplantae; Streptophyta; Magnoliopsida; Malvales; Malvaceae. Gene Ontology annotation, biological process: DNA-templated transcription. Gene Ontology annotation, cellular component: nucleus. Gene Ontology annotation, molecular function: ribonucleoside binding; DNA binding; DNA-directed RNA polymerase activity.